GCGUCUCAGAUUCGGGUCAUGCUUGACUCUCCCGUUGGAUCUCUGACAUAGAGAUUGGUCCAGGCUUCAGUCACCCCAGGGGCUGUGCGAGGUUUCCAAGGAGAAAUCCAGAACAGUAGAAGUCGCCCUACCUGGAUUCCAGGAAUUCCUUCUCCCCGCCUUCUGCCCACGUGACUCUGACGUCACAAGGAAAUCCCGUCCUGCUUUUGGUCUACCUGCUUGAAUCUUCCCCAAAGUUGGACUGGAGUCCUGCGCUGCUGAACAUUCCCUUAGAGUCUCCUUAGAGGAAAUGCUGUCCUUCUGGGAUGUGGCCAUUGAUUUCUCCCCAGAAGAGAGGGAAUGGCUGGAUCCUGCUCAGUGGAAUCUGUACAGGGACGUGAUGCUGGAGAAUUACAGCAACCUUGUGUUCCUAGGUCUUGCUGUCUCUAAGCCACAGCUGGUGACAUUUCUGGAGCAAAGACAAGGGUCUACCCAUGGGAAGAGACAAGCAAGAAAAACAGUGUCCCCAGGAAUAACAGCCAGUGAUCCUAACCAUUACAGCAAGCCCACUAAUUGUAAAUCAGUUCUUACUAAAGGACAAAGAAUUAAUACAGGGGAGAAACCCUACAAGUGUGAAGAAUGUGGUAAGCCCCUUCGUUCUCUCUUAACACUUUCUAUACACCAGAGACUUCAUACUGGAGACAAACCCUUCAAGUGUAAAGACUGUCAUAAGGCCUUUAGUACUCGCUCAUCACUUUUUAUACACACGAAAAACCAUUCUGAUGAAAAAAACUUCAAGUGUGAAGAAUGUGGCAGAUUAUUUUACUAUCCUUCAAUGCUGAAGCAACAUCAGAGAAUUCAUUCCAGAGAUAAACACGACAAGUGUGAAGACUGUGGAAAUGUUUAUGAUCUUUCAUCCCUUAAGCAGCAUCAAGGAAUCCAUUGUGGGAAGGUGCGCUAUGAGUGUGAGGACUGCCACAAAGCCUUUUGGUAUCACUCAGCCCUUAGGACACACAAGACAGUCCACACUGGAGAGAAACAUUACAAAUGUGAAGAGUGUGGCAGAUGUUUUAGGGUAGCUACAUCCCUUAGUCGACAUAAAAAAAUCCAUUCUGAGGACAACCAAUACAAGUGUGUAGCGUGUGGCAGAUGUUUUAGCUCAUCUUUAUCCCUUACAAGACAUCAGACCAUGCAUUCCAAAAGUGAUCCCUACAACUGUAAAGACUGUGGCAGGUCUUUUUCAAAUUCUUUGAAACUUAGACGACAUCAAGUGUUGAUCCAUUCUGAAUAUAGUCCCCACAAGUGUCAAAUAUGUGACAAAAGGUUUUCCCGUCCUGCAAGUCUUAGGAAUCAUCAAAAAAUUCAUACUGGAGAGAGACCCUACAAGUGUGAAGGAUGUCAUCAAGCCUUUAAAUGUCAUUCAACCCUCUUGAGACACAAGAACAUUCAUAUAAAAGAGAAAUCCUACCAAUGCGAAGAUGUGGUAUGAUGGUUUGUAUAUGCUUGGCCUGGGCAGUGGCACUAUUAGGAGGUGUGGCCUUGUUGGAGUAGGUGUGUCAGUGUGGGCGUGGGCUUUAAUACCCUUGUCCUAGCUGCCCGGAAGGCAGUCUUCUAACAGCCUUCAGAUGAAGAUGUAGAACUCUCAGCAUUUCCUGCACCGUGCCUGCUUGGAUGCUGCCAUGCUCCUGCCUUGAUGAUAAUGGACUAAAUCUUUGAAUCUGUAACGAAGCCCCGAUGAAAUGUUGUCCUUGUAAGAGUUGCUUUGGUCAUAGUGUCUGUUCACAGCAGUAAACCCCUAAGACAUGUGGGAAGUGUGAUAAAGCCUAGUUAAUCUUGAUAGCCUUACUCAACACAUGAUAGUUCACACUGCAGUGAAGUCUUAUGAAGUUUUAAAACAUUUAUUCUUCUUUAGCUUUUAAAACACAUCCGUGCUGCCCAGUCUUCUGUCAGCUUGACACACAAACUAUAGCUGUCUGAAAGGAGGGAACUUCAACUGAGUAAAGACCUGCAUAAGAGCCAGCUUUAACUGUUUUCUAAAUUAGUGAUUGAUGGGAGGGCCCAGCCCAUGGUGAUUGUGGGUGGGGCCAUUCCUGGGUUGGUAGUCCUGGAUCGUAUAGGAAAAGCAGGUUGAGCAAGCCAUGGGGACAAGCUUUCCUCCAUGUGAGAUCUUGUCCUGACUUCCUUCAGUAAUGUGGUGAAUUCCAAACCCUUUUCUCUGCAACGUGCUUUGGUAGUAGUGUUUCUUAGAAGCAAUAGGAUUAAGUAAGGCAACAAUCACUCGGACUACAGACUCCAUCAGUGUGUAGAAUAUGGUAAAACGUUUGUUAACAAUUCAGAUUUUAUCAGUUGGAAAGAAUCCACAGUGAAGACUAUUAUUUUGGAAUGUCAACACAAACAUCUUACUUCCACUAGCACAAAUGCUAAGAAAGUCACCAGAGAACAGUAGAGACGUCUCUUUGCUGUAACCUCCCCACCAGUGUGCUUGAAUCUUGCGUGGACUGAUGAGUUUCUUUCCUCUGUAACUAUAUAUAUUUCAUGAAACUGUUGCCAUGUUGUAACUCAGUCCUUGGGUGCCUGGAAUCUGAUCUGUGGGCUGUGGUGCAGUUUCUGUUGUUUUCCCCGGUGAGGUCAUCCAUACUCUUGAAAUAACUUAUUCCCUGGGUAUAUGAGAGGCUCCAUAAACUCACAUUUCUCACCAAGAUGGAUGUUAGUGAGAUGAUCUACAUUGGAUUUAAUGUAAGCUAAAUGGGCAUUAGUGUUUGUCUCUCCAGGAAAAGCUAACAGACAUUGUUAGUCAUAUUUGGCUUGAGAAUGAAGAAUCUCUUAAUUUCCUUUAAAUUCUAAACAGUGUUUUUCAUAUGACUCCAACAGUCAUGUCAUAGAACUUGGCAGCAUAUUGAAAUAAUAACCAAGCCUUAUGCAUUUACUCAGCAGAAAAGAUGUAUUUGAUUAGUGUGUGUGUGGUGUCAGUUAUGAAAUACUGUAGAUGCAGUUGUUAUUUUACUAUUGAUAUAGAUCCUAAGAAGUGAUCUCACACUGUGUUUAUUAAUUUAUGUGAACAGUUAUAUCAGGGUAAUUAAAACCUAAAAGUUGGCAGUCAUUAACUUCUAAAUGAUUAAAUAUGUCUAAUGUGCCCAAAUUUUAUUUUUAGUCAUGCUGAGUACAAAUGAAAUUAAUUAACAGAUACAAGAUGGGUGGGAGAGACCAAUUUAUAUCUGUCAUUUUGUGGUUUUCUGUAUAUGCUAUUAAGUAAAGUACAUCCUAAAACAA
Molecule: messenger RNA, 3249 nt
Organism: Apodemus sylvaticus (European woodmouse)
Lineage: Eukaryota; Metazoa; Chordata; Mammalia; Rodentia; Muridae
Product: zinc finger protein 58-like
Exons: 5
Coding region: 290-1468 (392 amino acids)
Biological process (GO): negative regulation of transcription by RNA polymerase II
Molecular function (GO): DNA-binding transcription repressor activity, RNA polymerase II-specific
Source: RefSeq, a predicted model, not a curated record